AUGACAGACGGCCCGGUAUCUCCCCAAGACCACCAUAAACCUGCAGCACAACAGAAACUAAACUUGAGAUCUGGUCCGAAAAGUGUGGAAAAGUUUGCUAAGGCACUAGAUACCAAUAACGAUGGCUUUGUUGAUAAAAAUGAACUUCUUGCUUGGGUAUCUGAAUCAUAUCAGAAAACAGUUGACAGAGAAGCAGUGGAGAGAAUGAGUGAAUUGGAUGAGAAUGCGGAUGGAUUUGUUUCAUGGGAAGAAUACCUCUUAGAUUCAUUUCCAGAAGAAGAAUUGCACAAUAAGGAGGAAGAAACUCUCAUCGCACAAGAUAGAAUGUACUUCAAGCAAGCAGAUCAAGAUGAUGAUGGGAAAUUGAAUUUAGAAGAACUUGCUAGUUUUCUGAAUCCUGAACAUCAUCCUCAUAUGCAUUCAGUUCUGAUCGCAGUGACUCUGUUAGAAAAGGAUCAAAAUGGAGAUGGAGCAAUCGAUGAGAAAGAAUUCCUUGGAGAACUAGAUGAUCAGAGAGGAAGUGAAUGGUAUAAGGUUGAAGUUGAAAGAUUCCAUACAGUUUAUGAUCAUAACAAAGACGGAAAACUUUCUGGCGACGAAUUAGUCGCAUGGCUGCUGGUCGAUGGAACCACAGCCGGAUCGUACGAGGCACAGAGUCUUUUAAAUAACGCAGACGAUGACAAAGAUGGAAAACUGUCCUAUGAUGAAAUUGUGAAACAUCACGCCCUGUUUGCCAAAACAGAAGCUGCUCAAGAAGCUGAUCACCUCCAUCCAUAUUCCCACGACGAGUUGUAA
Messenger RNA from Caenorhabditis briggsae, 795 nucleotides. Gene Ontology annotation, cellular component: endoplasmic reticulum. The record is from RefSeq and is a predicted model, not a curated record. NCBI's taxonomy places the organism in Eukaryota, Metazoa, Nematoda, Chromadorea, Rhabditida, Rhabditidae. The transcript is spliced from 6 exons. The coding region runs from base 1 to 795 and encodes 264 amino acids. Gene Ontology annotation, molecular function: calcium ion binding.